GAUAAAAGCUUACUUUGCCUGAACGUUUCGUGGGUUGAGUGUGCAUCGAGACGAUGGCUGGCUGUGAAAAGGGAGGCAAAUGAGCAUAGCACGGCAGUUAGUGGGGUGUUUGCAGCAGUGAGAUGGGAACUAGCCUCAGUGAAGGGGAAGGUUGCAGAAAUUGAGGGGGAGGUGGCAGAGGUUAAGGGGGAUGUUGCAGAAAUCGAGGGGGAUGUUGCAGAGGUGAAGGGGGAGGUGGAAGAGGUGAAGGAGGAAGUGGCAGAGGUGAAGGAAAAGAUGGCAGAAGUAAAGGGGGAGCUGGCAGCAGCAGUGAUGGAGAAGAGCCGCACGCCUUGCAUAGUCAUGCCUCGGAGGACUGCAGUGGCCAUGCUGCUGCUGGCUUUCCUCCUUGGCGCUGCCAUCGUGUAUUUUGGAAAGAAUCCCGGGUCACAGAUGGAGAGGGAAGUGGGAGCAGUGAAGUGGGAGCUGGCUCAACAUAAGGGUGCAAUCAAGGGGCUGAAGGAUGCGAUGAAGAAGAUGCAUGUUGAACUGCAAAUCGCCAGAGUAGUGGCAGUCAUAAGAUUGCAUGGGAG
Closterium sp. Naga37s-1 is the source of this 572-nucleotide messenger RNA. The record is from the annotation of a GenBank genome assembly. Lineage: Eukaryota; Viridiplantae; Streptophyta; Zygnematophyceae; Desmidiales; Closteriaceae.